This is a messenger RNA of Orycteropus afer afer, 1239 nucleotides long. RefSeq names its product complement C9 (gene C9). Bases 1 to 1239 code for a protein of 412 amino acids. Gene Ontology annotation, cellular component: membrane attack complex. Lineage: Eukaryota; Metazoa; Chordata; Mammalia; Tubulidentata; Orycteropodidae. Gene Ontology annotation, biological process: immune response. The transcript is spliced from 7 exons. The record is from RefSeq and is a predicted model, not a curated record.
AUGGUUGAUAUUAUAGCAUUAGUUCUUGGUCCACUAAGGGAGAUUAGGAUCAACAUUUUAGGUAUGGAUCCCCUAAGCACUCCUUUUGACAAUGAGUUCUACAAUGGCAUCUGUGAGCGGGUUCGGGAUGGAAACACCUUGACAUACUAUCGCAAACCCUGGAAUUUGGCUUCUCUCUCCUAUGAAGUCAAAGCUGAUAAAAAUAUGAGAACUGAGCAUUUUGAAAGACAGUUUCAAGCAUUCACCAACAUCAUCCAAGAGAAGAGAUCAACUUUUAAUGUUGAUUUAUCUCUAAAAUUCAUACCUACUGAAACUAUUAAAGACCUUAAAAAUACAAUUAAAGGAAAGGAUAAUGGAAAGAGCACCACUAAACAGGAAAAUAAAAAGAAUAGCUUUCAUUUUCACUAUUCCAAAAAUGAAAGUUACCAACAAUUCUUGUCAUAUUUUUCAGAAAAGGAAAAAAUAUUUCUGCUUGUGAAAGGAAUGGUUCAGAUGGGAACAUUUGUAAUGAAAAGUCGAAGUGUCAUGCUGACGACAAGUUUCAUGGAUGAUAUAAAAGCUCUGCCAACUACCUAUGAAAAGGGGGAAUAUUUUGCAUUUUUGGAAACUUAUGGAACCCAUUACAGUAGCUCUGGGUCUCUAGGAGGACUGUAUGAACUAAUAUAUGUUUUGGAUAAAGCUAACAUGAAGGAGAAAGGUGUUGAAAUCAUUGAUAUAAAGAGAUGCCUCGGAUUUAAUCUGGAUUUGUCUAUAAGUAUUGCAAAUAUUGGAGCUGAAAUCACACAAAAAGUUAAUAAAGAUAGUUGUUUAAAGAGGGGUGAAGGUAGAUUUGUAAACAUCACUCAGGAUAACCUCAUAGAUGAUGUUUUUUCAUUCAUAAGAGGAGGAAACAAAAAUUAUGUGCUUGAACUGAAAGAAAAGCUUCUCAGAGGAGCCAAGACGAUUGAUGUGACUGACUUUGUAAAUUGGGCCAGUUCCUUAAGUGACGCUCCGGUGCUCAUAAGCCAAAAACUGUCUCCUAUAUAUAAUCUGAUUCCAGUGCAAAUAAAAGAUGCACACCGAAAGAAACAAAAUUUAGAACAAGCCAUUGAAGACUAUAUCAAUGAAUUCAAUGUAAGAAAAUGCCACCCAUGCCAAAAUGGAGGUACUGUGGUACUGCUGAAUGGGCAAUGUUUGUGUACUUGCCCAAAGAAAUUUGAAGGAACUGCCUGUGAAAUCAUUAAAGGGCAAAUUCUUUAA